Gracilinanus agilis (Agile Gracile Mouse Opossum) is the source of this 2375-nucleotide messenger RNA. It is a transcript of the gene MED24, whose product is annotated as mediator complex subunit 24. Bases 1 to 1851 code for a protein of 616 amino acids. The record is from RefSeq and is a predicted model, not a curated record. Lineage: Eukaryota; Metazoa; Chordata; Mammalia; Didelphimorphia; Didelphidae. Gene Ontology annotation, molecular function: transcription coregulator activity. Gene Ontology annotation, cellular component: mediator complex. The transcript is spliced from 17 exons.
AUGAAGGUGGUAAACCUCAAGCAAGCCAUCCUGCAGGCGUGGAAGGAGCGAUGGAGCGACUAUCAGUGGGCCAUCAACAUGAAGAAAUUCUUCCCCAAGGGAGCUACCUGGGACAUCCUCAAUCUGGCAGAAGCCCUGCUCGAGCAGGCCAUGAUCGGACCAUCCCCCAAUCCUCUCAUUCUGUCUUACUUGAAGUACGCCAUCAGCUCCCAGAUGGUGUCUUACUCAACAGUACUCACAGCCAUCAGCAAGUUUGAUGACUUUUCCCGUGACCUCUGUAUCCAGGCCCUACUGGAUAUCAUGGACAUGUUUUGUGACCGGCUAAGUUGUCAUGGCAAGGCAGAGGAGUGCAUAGGUCUGUGCCGUGCCCUCCUCAGUGCCCUUCAUUGGCUGCUUCGAUGUACAACUGCCUCUGCAGAACGAUUUCGGGAGGGUCUUGAAAUGGGGGCUACAGCAGGGGAAAAACAACUCACCAUGUGUCUUCAGCGGCUUAACAAGCUCCUCAGCAGUACUAAGAAUCGAGCCCUGCUACAUAUUGCCAAACUGGAGGAAGCCUCCUCCUGGACAGCCAUUGAGCAGUCACUGUUGAAACUUGGGGAAACCUUUGCCAGCCUUAGCAAUUGCCAUCUUCAGAGUCAAGCAGAAGAGUGUGGAGCUCUCAUUAGAAGCAUUCCCAUCAUGUUAUCUAUGCAUUCAGAGCAGCUGCACAAGACUGGGUUUCCCACAGUGCAUGCUGUGGUCCUCCUGGAGGGCACCAUGAACCUGACAGGAGAGAUGCAGCCAUUGGUGGAACAGCUGAUGAUGGUGAAGAGGAUGCAGCGUAUUCCCUCCCCACUCUUUGUCCUCGAGAUCUGGAAAGCUUGUUUUGUUGGACUCAUUGAAUCUCCUGAGGGCACUGAGGAGCUCAAGUGGACAGCCUUUACUUUUCUGAAGAUUCCUCAGGUUUUGGUGAAACUGAAGAAAUAUCCUCAGGGGGACAAGGACUUCACUGAAGAUGUCAAUUGUGCCUUUGAAUUCCUGCUGAAGCUCACACCCUUGCUAGACAAGGCUGACCAGCGUUGCAACUGUGAUUGUAUCAACCUGUUACUCCAGGAGUGUAGUAAACAAGGACUGCUCUCUGAUGUGAACACAAGCAGCCUGAUGGCCAAGCGUACAGCUGACCGAGAACAUGCCCCUUGGUUGAAAUCAGCUGAAAAUGCCAACAUCCAGCCCAAUCCAGGAUUGAUUCUUCGAGCAGAGCCCACAGUCACUAACAUUCUCAAAACAAUGGAUGCAGAUCACUCUAAGUCUCCAGAAGGGCUGUUGGGGGUUCUUGGUCAUAUGCUUUCUGGGAAGAGCCUGGAUUUGCUUUUAGCUGCUGCUGCAGCCACUGGAAAACUCAAGUCCUUUGCCCGAAAAUUCAUUAGUUUGAAUGAAUUCACAAAGCACAUAAAUGCUGAAAACUCCAAAGCAGCUUCAGUCCGUGCGCUUCUCUUUGACAUCUCCUUUCUCAUGUUGUGUCAUGUGGCCCAGACCUAUGGUUCAGAGGUCACUGACCGGUCCAUGAGCAGUUCUCUGUCAGCCUCUCAGCUACACACAGUCAAUAUGAGGGACCCUCUGAACCGAGUCCUUGCAAACCUGUUCCUGCUCAUCUCCUCCAUCUUGGGGGCCAGGACAGCAGGUCCUCACACCCAGUUUGUGCAGUGGUUCAUGGAGGAGUGUGUGGAUUGCCUGGAGCAGGGCAGCAGAGGCAGCAUCCUGCAGUUCAUGCCUUUCACAACGGUGAGUUUGGGGGCAGAGGUGGGGGAUGGGAGGUCAGGGGCCCUGUGCUGCCCCUUAGGGUGCUGUUCUACAUCUCAAACAUCCCAUUGAGUGGAGGGAGAUAUUGGCAGCUCUGCUCUUUGGUGUUGGGGAGUGAAUCUGGGGAGGGAUGGGCAGAAUACCCCCAGUACUUACAGAGGAGAUAGAGAUUAUUUGGAAUCAGACAUUUGAGCAGUUUCCAAAACAUUCCUUUAAUUUCCUGUCUAAGACUUCUAUGAGCCAUUUUAUAAUAUCCACUGCUUGGCUACUCAUCAUUUAGAACCUGGAGAGGUUCUCAUGCUGCCUUAGUUCUAGGUCAAAACCUCUUCCUUGUCUCUUUUAUUUCUAUUUUUUAAUUAAGUUGUUUUCACACACCAAGUAUUUAUUUUCUCCCCUUCUCAUUCUCCCUUCCCCCAUUGAAAAUAAAACAAAACCCUUGUAACAAAUGUAGUUACUCAAGAAAACAGAAUUUCAUAUUCUGUUUUUCCAAGUGGCAGUUAAUCUUCUGGGGUUGAGAAAGACUUGUAACUUUUUAUGCCCUUGGGGUCCAGUUUCCACCCCAUCUUUAUUAUAAAUAAAGAACAUGCUCUUCUGCU